Molecule: messenger RNA, 270 nt
Organism: Gongylonema pulchrum
Lineage: Eukaryota; Metazoa; Nematoda; Chromadorea; Rhabditida; Gongylonematidae
Source: the annotation of a GenBank genome assembly
AUGGUGCGUUGCUGGCGUGGUACGCUGAAGCAGCCGUUCGGGCUGAGGCUCUUCUGGAACAUCCAUCGCGCGCAUCCGCAGCUAAUGAAUAAUGAGGGUUUGCUGGAUAUUCUGAGGAAAACACGCUACUACCGAAAGCCGUGCAUGCAGCGAAACGAGCUGUCCAGGGAAAUCUCGAAAGCAAUUAUCAAUGAGGAUAUGCGUCGGAAAAUUCUCUUUUUGAUGCGCAAAAAUCGACCAGAUGCUUUCCCUGGCCAAAUGACAACGUGA